This is a messenger RNA of Anopheles darlingi, 3480 nucleotides long. It is a transcript of the gene Su(var)3-3, whose product is annotated as possible lysine-specific histone demethylase 1. Gene Ontology annotation, cellular component: nucleus. Lineage: Eukaryota; Metazoa; Arthropoda; Insecta; Diptera; Culicidae. Gene Ontology annotation, molecular function: protein binding; oxidoreductase activity; flavin adenine dinucleotide binding. The transcript has a single exon. The record is from RefSeq and is a predicted model, not a curated record. Gene Ontology annotation, biological process: regulation of DNA-templated transcription. The coding region runs from base 271 to 3042 and encodes 923 amino acids.
AGUUGUGCGUAAAUUUCGAGCAGCUGGGUGCGAAAGUCGAGCAGCCGGGAGCCAAAUCCAAACACAAAACUCGAAGGACUUUCGUUUAUUUGUUCCCCGUAUUUGUGCAGUUUUGUGAUUGUUUCGGGGAUUUUACUAAACGUACGAACAAAUCCUAGCGAAUCCUCUUUGUUGGGAAAACAAACACUCGAUGGUGCCAGUACCGCCAAUUUAGCUGCUGCCCAGAAAAGCGAUGUAGGCCAAAACGGCCAGGAAGGACACCGUAUAAAAAUGAAUGGUUCCUCCACGAUGACGACAGCGAUAGGCGGUGGUUCGGGAACGCCCGGGUCGGGGGGCACGGGCACCGUCGAAACGGUGACGAUCAUCAGCGACGAAUCGGAUUGCGAGUUGAACACACCGGACGUGAGCGCGAAACGGCGCGCCUUCUCUGAAUCGGAUGAAGGCCGUCGCACGAGCCGGCGCAAGAAGACGAAGGUGGAGUACGGGGACAACGGGGCGAAAACGGCGGCACGCCCGGAUAGUGUCUGUGAAGGGGCCGAUGGCCAAACAACCGCAACCCCGGGGGCAUCAUCGGCAGAGCGUAAGGGAACACCACCGAAAUCACAACAGCAGGACGCGUCCACGCCCCAGCCCAAAAUGAAGCGUCGUGAAGCGUCCGACGAUAAACCCUCGGGGACCGGCGGAGGAAGUGGGGCAGCUGGAACCGACAACGAUCCGAACCGGUACAAGGAGCUGAUGACGGGACUGGAAGGUGCCGCCUUUCAAUCGCGGCUACCCGUGGACAAAAUGACACCCUCGGAAGCGGUCUGCUUCCCGGAGAUUAUGCAGCACGGGCUUGUGACGGUGCGCGUGUUCCUGAACGUGCGCAACCGCAUCCUGCAGAUGUGGAUCGAGGACCCAACGGUACAGCUGACGAUCGAGAACACAAUGACCAAGAUGGAACCACCGUUCGACAGUGAUCCGGCCCUCGUACGCAAGGUGCACGCCUUCCUCGAACGCCAUGGGUUCAUCAAUUUUGGUAUCUUCAAGCGAUUGAAGCCGCUGCCGACGAAAAAGUUCGCAAAGGUGAUCGUGAUCGGUGCUGGCAUCUCGGGACUUUCGGCCGCCCAACAGCUACAGCAGCUGGGCUUCGAUGUGAUCGUACUGGAGGCGCGGGAUCGUGUCGGAGGACGUAUAGCAACGUUUCGCAAGAACGCUUAUACGGCCGAUCUGGGUGCAAUGGUGGUGACCGGUAUCUGGGGUAAUCCGAUCACGAUUCUCAGCAAGCAGACGGGCAUGGAGAUGUGCCCGAUCAAACCAACCUGCCCACUGUACGGAGCCGGCGGGAAGCCCGUUCCGAAGCACAAAGACGAUAUGGUAGAGCGGGAGUUCAAUCGAUUGCUCGAAGCGACCAGUUACCUUUCGCACCAGGUAGACAUUAACUACGCCGGCAAUCAUCCGGUUUCACUCGGCCAGGCUCUCGAGUGGGUUAUUAAGCUGCAGGAGAAACACGUGAAGGAGCAACAGGUGAAGCACUUGGGCAGCAUUAUCGCUGAGCAGCGCAAGCUGAUCGAGAAUGAAAAGCGGCUGAAGGAAACGUUUGCCCGGAUACAGGAACUGAAAGCGAAAACACGGGAACUGAUCGACACGAAGCCACCCAAGGUGACUCCUGCCACGUUGAAUGAAGUGACGGCGGGCGGGGCGAUCGAUGCGGCCGCGGGAAAGUAUUUUGAGCACGAAUUCCAACUACGAGUGACGGCACGGGAGGAGCAGCUCGCCUGGAAAGAGGUGGAACGGUUGCAGGCCAAUCAGGCGGAGAUUGAAGCAAAAAUUAAGGAACUCGAAAGUGAGCAGGUCUCUGAGGUGUACCUGUCGUCCAAGGAUCGGCAGAUUCUCGAUUGGCACUUUGCCAACCUGGAGUUCGCGAACGCGACACCCUUGAGCAAUCUGUCGCUGAAGCACUGGGACCAGGACGAUGAUUUCGAGUUCAUCGGAAGCCAUACGACGGUGAAGAACGGAUACUCGUGCGUACCGCUCGCGUUGACUGAGAAUUUGGAUGUGCGGGUUAAUACGGCCGUUACCUGCAUCCGCUACCGACCGGGUGGUGUCGAGGUGACGGCUGAUCUCAAAUCCAACAAUUCAUCCGUGUGCUACAAGGCUGAUCUCGUGCUCUGUACGCUUACGCUCGGUGUACUGAAGGUGGCCAUUGCCGAGGAAUCGCGACAACUCAAUACGGUCCGGUUCGAUCCACCACUGCCGGAGUGGAAACAGUCGGCCAUCCGACGGCUGGGGUUCGGCAAUCUCAACAAGGUGGUACUAUGCUUCGAGCGGAUCUUCUGGGACGCCAACACGAAUCUCUUCGGGCACGUCGGCAGUACGACCGCUAGCCGCGGGGAACUCUUUCUCUUCUGGAACAUCUCGCAGUCGCCCGUGCUGCUUGCUCUAGUCGCUGGCCAAUCGGCGGCCAUCAUGGAGAACGUGUCGGAUGACGUGAUCGUCGGACGUUGCAUCGCGGUACUAAAGGGUAUCUUCGGGAAUUCAGCCGUACCGCAACCGAAGGAAACGGUCGUCACACGCUGGCGUGCCGAUCCGUGGGCACGCGGUUCGUACAGUUUCGUAUCGGUCGGUUCUUCGGGCAGUGAUUAUGAUCUCCUGGCGGCACCCGUCACUCCGACACCAGCACCACCACCACCAAUGCCAUCUACCAGCACUGCCACCACAAGCAACGCAGCGGCGAGUAGUAGCAGUAGUAGCAGUGGCGCUAGCACCAGUAGUAGUAACCAACAGCAACACCAUGACAACAGCAGCAAUGGCCGACGCCGUACGACUGGUGAGGGUGAAAACAAAGCUGGCAACGAUGAUGGCGAGGAGGAUAUCGACAUUAACCAGCCGGUUGAGAUUCCGCGGUUGUUCUUCGCUGGCGAGCACACCAUCCGCAACUAUCCCGCCACCGUUCAUGGGGCACUGUUGAGCGGUUUACGAGAGGCGGGCCGUAUCGCUGAUUACUAUCUCGGGUUUCCCAGUGCGUACCCCGACUCACCGAAGGAUGAUACAAAGAAAUAAUGCCUUUUGUGAGGAGCGCCCAGAAGUCGGCUACUGAACGCACAACCAACACUUAGCAUGAGCAGGAGCCUCUUACUCUGCUCCUUUUCAAUCUCUACUCCAGUUUUUGUCCAUUAAACUACACUACACUUUGACACUCACACACACACAUACACUUCUUUGAUGUUUCUGCACUACCAAUCAAAAGAGCAGCACACUACACUCAUCCACUCACACACACACACACAAUACACACUAUGAAAUCGAUGAAAGAAGUAGUAUAUGCCAUUAAGGAUGUGCUUUUAGUGGAAGCAGAGUCAUACGUUUAUGAGUAUCCAUGUUUCCACCAUCGUUUGCCAUAUUCGAUGCUGUAGAUAUCUGAAAACGAACAAAUAAAUCAACUAGGCUAACUAGAUGUAUUAGCACACACCUAUAGACAUCACUUCAACUCAAUUCAAG